AAUACUCUAAACCCGUACCACGAGGCAAAUGACACCCUUAUGAUGAUCAUGGAUGACCGUCUUAUAGCAAAUACGUUGCCUUGGUGGUACUUCGGCCCAGAUAACACCGGGGAUGUGAUGAUGUUGAAGCAUCUAACUGGCCUUCAGAACUUUGUGAGUAACAUGGCCACAGUUCACUUGGUAACUGCUGAUGGCAGCUUUGAUUGCCAGGGAAACCCAGGGGAGCAGGAGGCUCUUGUCUCACCCCUUCUUUACUGUGAAACAGUCACUGCUUUAAUGAUCCUGGACGCUGGAGGAUCCUUUGUUUUGAAGAUGUUCACCCUGUUUGAACACUGUUCUACCAACCUGCUCUUUCUGCUGAACUGCUCUUUCGAGGAGGUCCAUGUCUUUAAGCCAGCCACUAGCAAAGCUGGAAACUCCGAAGCUUAUGUGGUUUGUCUUUGUUAUCUGGGCAGAGAGAGCAUUCAUCUGCUGCUUUCUAAGAUGAUACAGAACUUUGGAACAGAAAUGGUCAACAAGGCCCUCUUUCCCCAGCAUAUGCUACCAGAAUCUUUUCUUAAGAUACAUGAAGAGUGCUGCAUGUUCUUCCACAAACGCCAGGUAGAGACUAUCUCUGAGAACAUUCACCUCUUUGAGUGCAUGGAAGAAGCAGAGCAGACGAAACUGAACAAGCUAAGAGAUUGUGCAGUGCAGUUCUUCAUGCAAAGGCUCCACGUGAAACCCAUUGCCAAAAAUAAUUGGCUCGUCAAGAAGUCUCAGACUGGCUGCAGCACAAACGUGAAAUGGUUUGGGCAAAGAAACAAAUAUUUUAAGACGUACAAUGAGAGGAAGAUGCUGGAAACCCUUUCAUGGAACGAUAAAGUGGCAAAGGGCUAUUUCAGUCACUGGGCUGAAGAACAUAGUUUAAAUAAUGCCGGUAAAAUGUGCAUCUUGGAAGGAUCAACUUCUAACCUCGAGUGUAGCUUGUGGUACAUUUUGGAAGGAAAAAGGCUACCAGAGGUAAAAUGUUCUCCCUUUUGUGAUUGUCAGGUCUUGGAAAAUCUUAACGAAGCUCUGAAGGAGUUGGCGGAGGGGAGGUGGAAAAGCAAAGUGCUGCAGACUUGCGACUCCUGUGAAGUUCUUCCUGGGGAGCUGAUACUGGCUGAAGUGUCUGAUCUUUCCAGGUGUCGUCAGGAAAUCCUAAAUGAAAGGCAUGGUGACCAAUUCAAGUGCCUUGCGGUGGAUUUUCCAUCCCCCUGUGAUACCGAAAGCCAACCCGAUAUGGAAAUAAAACUCCUGGAUUUGGCCACGCUGCCGACUUUCAGUUUCUCUUUGCUUUACGAUGGAGAACCGAAGUACCAGCAGCAGCUUUUGGAGUGUGUUCUGCGUUCGUUGAAUGAGCUUAGAAUGGGAGACGCCUUGGUUUUGCCCGUUCUUUCGUGUUUUACGCGUUUCACAGCUGGCCUGGUGUUUAUUCUGCAUUGCUGUUUCAGAUACAUCACGUUUGCUUGUCCAACCUCCCAUGAACCGCUGAGGACCAGCGCCGCUUUGCUCUGUGUCGGUUACCGAGGCCUCCCGAAUCCGGUUGUCGAGUAUCUCCAGCAUCUGAACAAACUCGUGAGAUCUUUGCUGGAUGCGGACUCUCCCCAGCAGGUUCUGCAGUUUGUGCCGAUGGAGGUUCUUCUCCAGGGCAAGCUGUUGGAGUUCUUGUGGGAUUUCAACACGGCCAUUGCAAAGAGACAGCUCCACUUGAUCGUGCAAGCGAAGCAGCAGCAAAUGACUAGGGAUGUUUCACUUUAG
Messenger RNA from Apaloderma vittatum (bar-tailed trogon), 1779 nucleotides. It is a transcript of the gene CMTR2, whose product is annotated as cap methyltransferase 2. NCBI's taxonomy places the organism in Eukaryota, Metazoa, Chordata, Aves, Trogoniformes, Trogonidae. The record is from RefSeq and is a predicted model, not a curated record. Gene Ontology annotation, biological process: 7-methylguanosine mRNA capping. Gene Ontology annotation, molecular function: methyltransferase cap1 activity. The transcript has a single exon. Gene Ontology annotation, cellular component: nucleus; cytoplasm. The annotation marks the transcript as partial.